AUGGAACCUACUCUUGGGAAGUUUAACAUGGAUAAGUUUGAUGGAAAAGGAGACUUCGUUAUGUGGAAGUUUAAGAUGAUGGGACAGCUCAAGAUCCAAGGCCUUCUUGCGGUCAUUGUUGAUGGCUUCACGGUUUACUCCACCUCAGAAAAACAAGAAGAAGGUGAGAAACAUGUGAUUGAUCAAAAGAAGUUCGAAAAGGACUUAAGAGUGAGAAGCUUACUUGAUACCUGCUUGAGCGACUCCAUCUUGAGGAAGGUCAUGCAUGAGCAGACUGCUCUAGGCAUGUGGAAGUCUCUGGAAAAGCUGUAG
This is a messenger RNA of Brassica oleracea var. oleracea, 312 nucleotides long. RefSeq lists its product as uncharacterized. The record is from RefSeq and is a predicted model, not a curated record. The transcript has a single exon. Lineage: Eukaryota; Viridiplantae; Streptophyta; Magnoliopsida; Brassicales; Brassicaceae. Bases 1 to 312 code for a protein of 103 amino acids.